This is a messenger RNA of Grosmannia clavigera kw1407, 1767 nucleotides long. RefSeq names its product dihydroxy-acid dehydratase. Gene Ontology annotation, molecular function: dihydroxy-acid dehydratase activity. Gene Ontology annotation, biological process: branched-chain amino acid biosynthetic process. Gene Ontology annotation, cellular component: mitochondrion. The record is from RefSeq and is a predicted model, not a curated record. The transcript has 2 exons. NCBI's taxonomy places the organism in Eukaryota, Fungi, Ascomycota, Sordariomycetes, Ophiostomatales, Ophiostomataceae. The coding region runs from base 1 to 1767 and encodes 588 amino acids.
AUGCUCGCCAGGGCUGGCGGAUCAGCCCGUCGAAAGGUGGCUGUGGCCCACGGCAGCAAACAUUGGACUGCUGUGACAGAUAUAGUAUCUGCACAAAUCACACAGUCCAAGUCACAGGGUGCAUCCCAGGCAAUGCUAUAUGGGACUGGCCUGAACGAGGACGACAUGAACAAGGCGCAAAUUGGCAUCUCAUCAGUCUGGUAUGAGGGCAACCCGUGUAAUAUGCACUUGAUGGACCUAUCCGACGUCAUUAAGCAGUCGGUAGCCAAGGCCGGCCUCGUACCGUUCCGCUUCAACACCAUCGGUGUUUCGGACGGCAUAAGCAUGGGCACCACAGGCAUGCGUUUCUCCCUCCAGAGCCGCGAGAUUAUUGCAGACAGCAUCGAGACCGUCAUGAAUGGCCAGUGGUAUGAUGCAAACAUAUCUAUUCCCGGCUGCGACAAGAACAUGCCCGGUGUCCUUAUGGCCAUGGGCCGUGUGAAUCGUCCCAGUAUAAUGGUCUAUGGCGGAACUAUCCGGCCUGGAUGCGGCCAGAGCGGCCAGCCACUGGAUAUUGUGAGCGCCUUCCAGGCAUAUGGUCAAUAUAUCGCAGGGAGUAUCACCGAAGAGGAGCGCUUCGAUAUCAUCCGCCACGCUUGUCCUGGCGGUGGAGCCUGUGGUGGCAUGUAUACAGCGAACACCAUGGCUAGCGCUAUUGAGACUUUGGGAAUGACUUUACCGGGAAGCAGUAGUUUCCCGGCUGAGCACCCGACUAAGAAAGCCGAGUGCGAAAGCGUGGGGGCUGCGAUACGGAACUUGUUGAAGGAGGACAUCCGCCCUAAGGAUAUUAUGACUCGUCAAGCCUUUGAAGAGGCCAUGACUGUUGUGACCAUUCUCGGUGGCAGCACGAAUGCGGUCCUUCAUCUGAUUGCUAUUGCUGAUUCCGUUGGGGUGAAGCUUACUAUUGAUGAUUUCCAGGCCGUGUCAGACCGUACGCCCUUUUUGGCCGAUUUGAAGCCGUCUGGCAAAUACGUUUUCGAGGACCUGUUUAAGAUUGGGGGAACACCUGCGCUUCUCAAAUUUCUGGUCAAGGAAGGUAUCAUCAAAGGUGACGGCAUGACCGUGACCGGCAAAAUUUUGAAAGAUAAUAUUGCUUCUUUUCCUGGGUUCCCCGAGGACCAACCCAUCAUACGCCCGCUCAGCAACCCCAUCAAGCCAACUGGACAUCUUCAAAUUUUGCGAGGAUCGCUCGCUCCUGGUGGGUCAGUUGGAAAAAUCACCGGAAAGGAGGGACUUCGGUUUGAGGGCACCGCCAAGUGUUAUGAUGCCGAGGAUGAUUUCAUUACCGCUCUUGAGCGAGGAGAUAUCAAGAAAGGAGAGAAAACAGUUGUCAUUAUUCGAUACGAGGGACCGAAGGGUGGCCCGGGCAUGCCUGAAAUGCUGAAGCCUAGUUCUGCUAUAAUGGGUGCCGGCCUAGGAAACGACGUUGCCUUGCUUACGGAUGGUCGCUUCUCUGGCGGCAGUCAUGGCUUUCUGAUUGGCCACAUCGUCCCAGAAGCAAUGGAGGGUGGUCCGAUUGGUCUUGUCAAGGAUGGGGACCGUAUUGUAAUUGAUGCCGCCGAAAGGGUCGUGGACCUUGAUGUGCCGGAAGAAGAGAUGGAGCAGAGGCGGAAGGCUUGGAAAGCGCCACCGGUACGUGUCACCCGCGGUACACUGGUGAAGUAUGCUGCAUUGGUGAGCAAUGCUAGCCAAGGCUGUGUGACAGACGGCUUUAACAGCGCUGCCUAA